AUGUCAAAAAAAAAAUAUGAACUGGUUAUAGCUGAUAUAGAUAUUAACACAUAUGAAUACAUUAUAAAUAAGAAAAAUGGUAGAUUAGCAAUUGGCUGGGAGUCUGUGCAAAUUCGAAAACAUAUAAAUAUUAUUCAAUGUUACCAUUGUCAAGGUUACAAUCCUAUUGCAAAAAAAUGUCACUUUAAUACUCCUUCAUAUUGCUACUGUUCAGGUGAUCAUUACAGUAAAGAUUGUCAAAAUCACGAAAAAAUUGAUAUUGAAGUAAUGGCUAAUAGUUAUACAACAAUUAUUAAAAAUAACAUAAAUAUGCAAGAGAAGUUUUAUAAAACGAAUAAGGAAAUCAACAACAACAAUCCAUCUAUUCUCAAUAACUGGUUAAGGAAUUCUAAAUACACCGAUACAGUGAAAGAAUAUAAUCAAGAAUGGAAAACAUAUGUUUGGUUUAAAUACCAUAGUUUUAGUGAAAUCCAAAGUAUCAUAAACAUUGAAACAUCAAUUCAAAGUGAUAUGAGUUAUAAUGCUAUGAAAAAUUUAUCACUAAAUGAUAAUAUUUCUUGUUUUUGUGAAUUUACUCCUUUAACUAUGCAAGACUUAAAUGAUAUAGUAAAUCAAUUACAAAACAAGAAUUCAAUGUGUGAGGGUUUAAAUGUCAUUAUAUUCAAAGAAUUUUACUCAUCAUUUUCAAGUAUUCUAUUAAAAAUUAUUAAUUUAUGGUUAAAAAAUGGGAAAGUUCCAACUAAAUGGAAAAUGUCAACAAUCAUUCCAAUUCCAAAGUUAAUGUCGCCAAAGUUACCACAAGACUUAAGACCAAUUAAUAUGUUUCCUACUUAUGAAAAAAUAUUAGAUAUUGCUGUUCACAAGCAGUUGUCAAGAUAUUUUGAAAUAAUGCUAGAUAUUAACAGGGCAUUUAAAACAGUUAAUAGAAAAAUUUUUAUACAAAAGUUACAAGCUUAUAAAGUUAAAGGUACAGUUCUCAAUUGGAUUGCAGACUAUCUUUCGAUAAAAACUCAAGUAGUCAAAAUAAAAGGUGAAGAAUCUGGCGAACUAGUUUGUGAUAUAGGGGUUCUACAGGGUAGUGUACUUGGACCUCUUUUGUUUAUCAUUUACAUGAACGAUAUUGCAUCAAAAAUUGAGAACUCUUUUGUAAAUUUGUUUGCUAAUGAUACAUUGGUUUGUAAUGAGGGCACAAACUUCGAAGAAACUAUUUUUAAAUUAAAUCAAGAUUUAAAAAUACUUUGUAAACGGCUAAAAGCAUUUGCAACUUUAGCCGGUGGUUGCGUUAUGUUUGGUUUUUUUUGUAUAUUUGGUUUGAUUCAAAGUAUUGAAUUAUACGGUGAAGAAGAAAAACGUAUUAAAGACGAAGAAGAAGAUGAAGAAGAAGUAGAAAAAAAAGAAUGA
Molecule: messenger RNA, 1401 nt
Organism: Hydra vulgaris (swiftwater hydra)
Lineage: Eukaryota; Metazoa; Cnidaria; Hydrozoa; Anthoathecata; Hydridae
Source: RefSeq, a predicted model, not a curated record